Messenger RNA from Paramuricea clavata, 6163 nucleotides. NCBI's taxonomy places the organism in Eukaryota, Metazoa, Cnidaria, Anthozoa, Malacalcyonacea, Plexauridae. The record is from the annotation of a GenBank genome assembly.
AUGGGCGAAAACAAUGCGUUACAGUACUCGGUGCAACAUCUGAAGAACGAAAGGUAACAUCUGGAGUUCCGAAGGUUCUAUCCUUGGCCCAGUUCUUUUUUUGCUGUAUGUAAACAAUCUGCCCCGGACGGUAAAAACAUCAAAAGUUGUUUUUUUUCGCUGAUAACACCAAGGGUCUAAAGCAGAGGAACAAACUGUUGGGAUUCCCAAGAAGAUCAUCCCGGGAGAUAAGAAACCCAGUAACAAGAAGAUGCUUAUAUAUCACAGUUGUACGACCCAUAGAUAUCUUAUAUACACUAGAUAGUGCGUCUAGUUAUUCUACAAUUUAAAAAUUGAAGUCGUGAUUGCAGUCUUAGGUCGUUCCCAUGAAAUGAGAGAAUAUUCGUAUAUUUUCUAUUUCUUAAACAGGGAACUUAAAAAUUAAGUUAAACCUAUUCCAAAUACAUUUUUAAACUAUAGUAUUCAAAUGAUGAAAGUAUUGUUGUUUUUAAGCAUUUAUUAGCCAGUGGGAACGACCAACAUGGCCACCAUUUAUUCAAAUGGGGGGGUAACUGCUGGAAUAUUCUUGGCUUCAAUUUUACUAAAAGAGAUGCGCUAUCUAGUGUAUAUAAGAUAUUUAUGGUACGACCUGACCUUGGCCACGCUACCCAGAUCUGGGCUUCUCAAACAAUCGAGCUGAUAAAGCGAGUUGAAAGAGUGCAGCGUCGUGCGACGAAGUUUAUCCUUAACCUACCAUUCUACAGCGAAGUACCCUACGACGAACGUUUAAUAGCCUCCAACUUACUACCAAUUAGUUUCUGGCACGAAUAUUUUGAUUUGGUACAUUCUAGCCUCAGAAUUAUUUCGUGAAAAAAAAGUGUGGGUAAAUACGAGUUUUGAGUAAAAAAAUCCGUUUACUUUAACCUUAUCAACUAUAUAAUAAAUAAGGCUUGCGCAAUGCUUUCGUACAAACAACUGAUUACCUUGUUAGAAAUAUACUCAACAUAAAACUUGUCGCUAAUCUUUUAUCAUGAAAGUAAAUUCAUAAAUUAUUCUCUUAACAUUUUCGUAUAUUAAUUUUAUAAUAUUAGUUUAAGCAUGGAUUGUAAAAUAACUGGAUAGGAAACUUCCUGACGUCACAGUCUAAACCUAGUUGCAAUCUGUGACGUCACGCGUAUUGUGAAUAUAUACCAAAGUUCUCGGCAUUUUUGUUGUUUCGCUAUAUUUUCCGCUUUAAAAGAGUAAUAUUGAAGCAUAAACUGGUGUAAUUGUUUUAAAAACAUGCCUAAGCCACGACAAAGUAUUCAAGGUAAAUGUUUUUCGUCUUUGUUAUUUGUAUUUUUCUACAUUUGUAGCUACGAAAUUGGCGUCGCCAAUUUUAACGAAAUUUGCGAUGCAUUUUUCACUGUUUAGUGCUUUAAAUAUUUGCCGUAAAUUAACCGAGAAUACUUAGAGACUUCAUCGUAGAAUGGCCUAGUUAUAUUUAUUUGCCCUUUGACUAAAAUGUUUAGCUGUAUUAUCGCUAAACAUGCCGUUUUUGAGAAUUUGAUUUGCAACUAGGUUUCAACGCCAUCAUCCCAUUGAAAACAUUAGGUCACGUCAGCUAGUUUCCUAUCCAUGUAUUUUAUUAUCCAUGGUUUAAGUAAUGCAUUUUUAAGUAGAUAUACAAUACAAAUUAAUUUAUAUUAAAAAUAAAUGGUAUUUUAAGUCACCGAUCUUUUCGAAAUCUUUUCUUGUAGUUGUUAAAGGCUCAGUGUCACCUGUUGAGCGAUGUUAUUUAAUUGCUAAAAUUUACUUGAUUUUAUUUGGUUUUCUACAGAAACUUUUCAAACUGGACCAUGUGCGCGCUCAACAGUUAAUUUUAGCAAUUAAAUAACAUCGCACAACAGGCGACACUGAGCCUUUAAUAAGCGUUUGCUUCAAGAAUCCUUUCCAUGCAUGGUUAAAUUCCCUAUUAUCUUUUUUUAACGUCGCCAAGUUUAAAAAAAUAAUAUAGUUCUUUCUCAUGAACUUAAAUUAUAAAUAAAAUGCACACAAAUUAAAAUUGUACGCACAUUAAUAUGACUUCUUUCAUCUGUUUAGACUUGAGGAAUGGGCUUUUUUAUUGGGAAAUAAAGAGACAAAUGAAAUUGCUUUACUUGCCAUAAAGUGUUUGUAUGAAUUGCAAGAUAUUGAUAUCAUGAAAUCAGUUUCCAGUAAAUUUGUGCCAGAGGGAGAUGGAAUGCUGUAUUUAGAAGGCCUAAUUAUUACAGCAGUUGAUUCUACAGCAUUGUUCAUGUUUUUGGGUAGUAGCAAGAAUUUAAAACAACUUUAUUUUUUUCAAUGCACAAUACAGGACAACUGCAACUACCAUUUUAAGUCGUUUUUUAUCACUGCAGGUAACACUAUUACCUCUUUUACGUGGAUUCUGGGACGUUUAUCAGAUGUAGCUGUUGAGUAUCUUAGUGAAGCGUUAAAAAGUGAAAAUUGUAAACUUACUAAAUUGUAUCUCCGUAGAAAUGAAAUAACAGAUCAAGGUGUUGAAUAUCUUAGUGAAGCUUUAAAAAGUGUAAAUUGUAAACUUACUGAAUUGUAUCUCGAUAGUAAUGAAAUAACACAUCAACGUGUUAAAUAUCUUAGUAAAGCUUUAAAAAGUGAAAAUUGUAAACUUACUGAAUUGAAUCUCCGUAGAAAUGAAAUAACAGAUCAAGGUGUUGAAUAUCUUAGUGAAGCUUUAAAAAGUGAAAAUUGUAAUCUUACUGAAUUGUAUCUUGAAGAUAGUGAAAUAACAGAUCAAGGUGUUGAAUAUCUUAGUGAAGCUUUAAAAAGUGAAAAUUGUAAACUUACUGAAUUGAAUCUCCGUAGAAAUGAAAUAACAGAUCAAGUUGUUGAAUAUCUCAGGGAAGGUUUAAAAAGUGAAAAUUGUAAACUUACUAAAUUGGAUCUCGGUUACAAUAAAAUAACAGAUCAAGGUGUUGGAUAUCUUAGUGAAGCUUUAAAAAGUGAAAAUUGUAAACUUACUAAAUUGGAUCUCGGUUACAAUCAAAUAACAGAUCAAGGUGUUGAAUAUCUUAGUGAAGCUUUAAAAAGUAAAAACUGUAAACUUACUGAAUUGUAUCUCGGUGGUAACAAAAUAACAGAUCAAGGUGUUAAAUAUCUUAGCGAAGCUUUAAAAAGUGAAAAUUGUAAACUUACUAAAUUGGAUCUCGGCGGUGAUGAAAUAACAGAUCAAGGUGUUGAAUUACUUAAUGAAGCUUUAAAAAGUGAAAAUUGUAAACUUACUGAAUUGGAUCUCGCUGGUAAUGAAAUAACAGAUGAAGGUGCUGAAUAUCUUAAUGAAGCUUUAGAAAGUGAAAAUUGUAAACUUACUAAAUUGGAUUUCGAUUGUAAUGAAAUAACAGAUCAAGGUGUUGAAUAUAUUGUGUACAAAUUGUAAAUUAUAUAAUUUAAAAAAUCGUUAAAAAUUAUUUGUUUGAACCUCACUGAAAAUUAAAUAACAGAACAAAGUCUUAAAUAUUUAGUUGAUGCUUUAAGAAGUAAAAAUUGUAAACUCACUAGGUUGUAUAUCAGAGAAUGGGAUACUGAAAGGUUCGGAGCUUAAGAUUACAACUUCUAAAGAAUUGAGUCACGUAGCAGAGAAGUAGAAUAUAAAGAUUCUUAUAUCACAUUUGUGUCGGUUUUCUUUGAUCGUCCGAGGUUUAUAACUAGCUUAUAUAUACCUUGAAUAAAAUGAUUAGAUUAAACUUGUAGACAAAACAAUACACAAUGAUUAGAUUAAACUUGUAGACAAUUUUUUAUUAAAAUUUUUUGAAAAUGACAAAAUAUGUUAGAAAACCUCCACAAAUGUGAUAUAAGUUAGUUAUAAACCUCGAAUGUCGGUUUAUAACUGAUAUAUUGCCCUCGGACGCUACGCGUCCUCGGGGGCAAUAUAUCAGUUAUAAACCUCCUACUCGGUUUAUAACUCUAACAUAUUGUUCAGACUGGCUUUCGUAAAGUGGCUAUCACCCAAAAUGGAUUAUAUUCCGUAUUGAUUGCAUAUCAUAUGUUAGUCACAUGAUAAAAUAUUUGUUGAUUUGCAAUUGAGCGAUUUUAUUUAAAGUUAUCAGGAAAAUUAUCCAUGAGGGAUAUAAUUAUGGUGUAUAAUUCAGUUUUCAAGUGGCGGAAAAUAAAGUUGGUCCAGUGUUUUACAGCUACAACGAGUACAUAGAAAUUCCUCCUGUUACAUCAUUGAAGUUAUAAAACCCUUUAACUCAGGAAUUUCUCAUUCGCGUUAAGAGAUAUCUAAAUAUUAGUCUAUUUACCUGAUAUUGAUUCUGAAAUGAUUGACUUAUGGGUGAUAACCACUUUAAACUUCAAUCACAUAAGCCUGGAGUUGAGAACUUGACCCUAUACUGAGCUCUCACCCCAUGGUGAUCCCACGUAGUUAACAAACCCACUGCUUUAGUUAAAUUCUGAAUACUAAUGAAGGUAUUGACCACUGAUCUUAAAACUAGACUGGAUAGAGCAACUUUUUGAAUUCAGAGAAUUCAUUUUGAAGCUAGAAUAUUUAUAAUGAGAAAAUAUUUUUAAAUCUGUCACAUUCCCUACGAAUCAAAUCGUUACGUGUUUAAAUUAGUUAUAGCUAGUACCAAGCAAAUAUCUUCUACGUAACUUGAAAGAUAUUGCCACACUUCUUCUAAUGAGUUUGUUUAGAUGGUUUUAAACACGUGAUAAUGAGACAUUGAGACUUGAGGCGGCCAUAUUGUCGUGUGACCUCACCAUUAUUCACAGGCAAAUUUCAGAAGGAACCGUCAGAGGCCACUAAUAAUCAAUUUCUUUCUAGGCAAUAUUUUUUUUAUUUUUAUCAAUCAUCAGAAACUUUAAGAACGUCUUCUAGCAUGUCAGCAACACCACUGUAGAUUUGCUAUGGUUACACCAAUAUGGCCGUCGUUGGCUUCAUUUAUGCAUGUGGUGCUUUAUCCAGGUCUAGUUUUGAGAUCAGCGGCAUGCAUUGACUGAAGUUGUAAAAUAGUGUAUGCAUUGGUAAAUUUAGUAGCAUAAUUUUUGCUAUAAGCAGGGACGUCACGAAUUAGGGGAUGUAACACUUAGAUGGAUGUUUAUUUUAAAAUUUUACAUGAAAUUUGAAUAAAAAUACAUGCGGUGUUUGGAAUGAUAACUUGUUUAAAAAAUAUUUGAAAGAAACGCAAUUCAAUCAUUUACAAUUUCGUUUCAGAAAAAACUAAAAAUACAGUGUUAGAGUUUCGAAAAUUACAAAAAAAUCCUUUGGGUCCCACAAUCAGCCACCGCUAGACCAUUUCCACGACUGAGGUCUGUUUCAUACUAGUGUCUGUAUUUAAAUUCGUACAAGACGUUUCAUUCAUCUGUCAGUCAGAUGGAAAAAAAUGUCUAUUGUGCAUUUCCGUUUCAUACGACAUACUGGUCGCCCAGUCGAAACAAAUAUGUUAUUUCUUUAUGUUUGAUUCUGUUUAAGAGUAUUAUGAAACCUAUGUCUAACAAGGCAUGUUAUACAAUAUUACUUUCACGUUUGGAAUGAAUAGAGCUUUGCUCAAUGAAUUUAAUAGCAAAUUUGUCUGAAUUUUGAAUCCGAAGUAUGAACCAAGCCUCUGGAACGUAAUUGCAAUGUCAAUAAUAUAAUUGUCAAUGAAAAUUUAUGUGUGUUACACUACAUGACUGCGUUCGUGAAGUAAAUCCUCUAUUAAGCCCCAAUUUAUUUAUGGCACAUUUGAGGGGAUGUUUAUUGGAGAGGGAGGUAUAAUAGAAAGCGGGGACUUAUGAUCAUGAUUAAGAUAUCUAAACGUGGUAACCUAAAAUCUAACAUAAACGUCCAGGAUAAUAUGUCUAAAUCUAUUCGGUGAACAUGUGUUUAUAUAUGAAGUGGAGGGCGGAGGGUGCUUGUAUUGGAGAAGGAACUACUAAUUGAUGUAUUUAUAUAUGUCCUAUUAGAGAUUGAUUAUUGGAGGAAACCUUUUUUUAGGUGGGGGGGGGGGGUCUUAAUAGAGGAUUUGCGGUAACACAUAACCCAGUUUCGCGACAUCCCUUGCUGAAUGUAUGUAUAUAGUAUACUUUGCAUUAGAAAUCUAGUCUUAGGAGAAAAAUGCAGAAAUAGAUAUUUUAAAUUGACAGUAUAUACUUUGCUUGUAUUUAAAUUUGCGUGGUUCUAAUUUUCGCUCAGUCUUAAAUUCGUGCGAUUUAAUUUCGUACCCCC